Messenger RNA from Prorocentrum cordatum, 870 nucleotides. NCBI's taxonomy places the organism in Eukaryota, Dinophyceae, Prorocentrales, Prorocentraceae. The record is from the annotation of a GenBank genome assembly.
AUGUUCCAGGCUGGUAGUGGACGUGGUGGGCGUGCACGUCGCGGGGCGCGUGGUGGACGCCGCGGGCGCCGUGGACGCCCAGGCGCUGCGGGCGGUGGGCGCGUGGGAGCCCUCGGGGCGGGGCGGGCUCGUGGCCGCCCGGGAGGAGUACGCCAUGGCCUUCCCGGAGGAGCGGGACGGCGAGGGCCGCUGGGUGGUGCCGGGCUGCGCGCGCGCGGGGCCCGCGGCCGCGGGCGCUCGCGGCGAGGGGGGCGUGGAUCGUACCUGCCCCCGCAGCUCCCGGGGCUGCCGUUCAACCCGUUCAAGGCCCUGCUCGUGCCGAGGCCCAUCGCCUGGGUCUCGACGCGGGGGGACGGGGGGGACAACCUGUCCCCGUACUCGUUCUUCGGGCACCUCGCCCCCGACGUCGUCUUCUUCGGCGCCGGCGGCGCGCACGCCGACGGAGGCGAGAAGGACGCGCUGCGCGACGCGCGGAGCUCGGGCGUGUUCUGCGUGAACGCGGUGCCCUGGGAGCUGCGGCUCGCGAUGAGCGCCUCGGCCGCCGAGGCGCCCCGGGGCGAGGACGAGUUCGAGCUGGCGGCGGCGCCCGGGUGCCUCGCGGGCGCGGCCCGGCCGCGGAAGGGCGCCUGCGCCCGCAUCGACGCCCCGUGCGUGGCCAACGCGCCGCUGCGGCUCGAGUGCCGGGUGCUUGCCCUCGUGGCGAUGGCCGAGGCGCUCGACGUGGCCGUCGUCGGCCAGGUGCUCCACGUGGCCGGCGAGGGGCUCGGCGGCGCAGCCUCGGGGGUGGCCGCGCGGGGCGGGUACCACAACUACUUCCGCGUCGCCGCGGAGCACACGCUGGACCCCUUUGACGCAGCGGCUGCAUGGUGA